Drosophila kikkawai is the source of this 1569-nucleotide messenger RNA. RefSeq names its product L-aminoadipate-semialdehyde dehydrogenase-phosphopantetheinyl transferase. Gene Ontology annotation, cellular component: cytosol. Gene Ontology annotation, molecular function: holo-[acyl-carrier-protein] synthase activity; magnesium ion binding. NCBI's taxonomy places the organism in Eukaryota, Metazoa, Arthropoda, Insecta, Diptera, Drosophilidae. The record is from RefSeq and is a predicted model, not a curated record.
AUACUAUAAUAUAUGUAUUUAUAUUGUUCUUGAUUUUGUUAGUUCAGUUGCUAAAUUUAUAUUUCAGUUGUUAUAUUAGCAAUUAUUAUUUUUAAACGCUAAUUUGCCAUUCAGUUUGAUAGGAAAUGUAUUAAUCUCUUCCUUAAAAUUCCCAAUUAAGUAUUUAGCGCUGUUUUGCCUUAAUGGCUCUAAAAUCAACGACUGUUUAUUGUAGUUUUCAAGUCGAAAUUGUAAACAGGAACUCAGCUGAUUUUUUAUAAACAGUAUUUUGUCAGUAUAUUUAGUCGGCGUAAUCGCCAGUAGAUUCUUACCCUUUCCACUUGCGGGCAUACUGCAAAGAAGAAGCAGCAGCGAAUUAGCAACAACUUUGCACAGCGAAAACGCCCCGAAAGCAAUGAGUGUUGCGGCAAUUAGAUAGCUUUUAUUCGCACCAAGAUGAGCAGGCACAUCUGCACCCGCUGGGCCUUUGACCUGUCCAGCUGGUCACCCACACUGCCCCAACUGAGCCAGGCGGUGGCUCUCGUCCAGCCGGAGGAACGCGUGCGCCUCAUGAAGUUCCACUUCAUCGACGACUUUCUGUCCUCGCUAAUUGGUCGCCUAUUGAUGCGGAAAUAUGUGAGCUCAUGUACCGGAUUGGCCCAGCACCAAGUGCAGUUUGCCCGGGAUGUGAGGGGCAAACCCUACUGGGUGAAGAAGGAGGAUUGCGAGGCGCCGCCGCUCAGCUUCAAUGUCUCCCACCAGGGAAACAUGGUUCUGCUGGCCGGGAUUACUGGCGAAAGUCAAGAUCCCGACUUUGGUAUCGGCACGGAUGUCAUGAAGAUCGAGUACGGUGGCGGCAAGUCCCUGUCGGAAUUCUUCCGGCUGAUGCGGAACAAGUUUUCGGAACACGAAUGGAGCUACAUUGGGAGGCCCCAGCACAACGAGCGGGCUCAACUGAAGGCUUUCAUGCGUCACUGGUGCCUCAAGGAAGCCUACGUCAAGGAGCUGGGAGUGGGCAUUACGGUGGACCUGCAGAAGAUCAGCUUUUCCGUAGAUACCACCCACAAUCUGGGGGAGGAGGUCUCCCCACUCAUAGGCACCACCCUGCGCUGUCACGACAAGCCCAUGGAUAACUGGCAUUUCGAGGAGCACUUGCUGCAGGAGGAGUACUGCGCUGCCAUUGCAUUCAGGAAUUGUCAGCCGCAGGAGCAUGGCAGAUUUAAGAUCCUUGGAAUUGAAGAACUCCUUGUAAAGAGCCAGGAAUCAGAGCUGCAGGAAGUGGUUGCCUACUGCCAAAAGGCUUUAGUUAAGCCGCACAAACGAUCGUAAAAUACGCAUCAUUUCAACUCUAGAUUGAUCUUGCAUUUAUAAACAAAUUAACUUAUUGUAAAGUGCCAAGAAUGCCUUAUACAAAUCAUAAAAUAUAGGUACAUAUUCUUUUGAUAAUUUGCGAGGAAUCAGAGCUGGAGGAAGUGGUGCCUUAGAGCUCGAAUUAAGUGAUAUCCUAAAUCAGACAGUUGUUAUCCUUAGAAUAAACAUGCAUUUGUAUUACUAUUCCAAUGGUUCUGCACAAAAUCGAAUGACUUGUAA